Tricharina praecox is the source of this 2646-nucleotide messenger RNA. RefSeq names its product Piwi domain-containing protein. The transcript is spliced from 4 exons. The coding region runs from base 1 to 2646 and encodes 881 amino acids. NCBI's taxonomy places the organism in Eukaryota, Fungi, Ascomycota, Pezizomycetes, Pezizales, Pyronemataceae. Gene Ontology annotation, molecular function: RNA binding; protein binding. The record is from RefSeq and is a predicted model, not a curated record.
AUGAUCAAAGAUUAUGUGGUUCCGAAGCGUCCGAGCUUUGGAACCAGGGGUCAGCCUUCCAAGAUCCCGGUCAAUGCCUACCCAGUGACCCAGUUCCCGACUGCCAAGAUCCAUCAGUACGAUUUGACUCUUGGUGCCGACGGCUCCAAGAGGGGCUUGAUCAACAAGCUCUGGAACCACCCCAAGCUCCAAGAGAAGUUCGGCAAGGCCAAGAGCACCCUCAUCUUUGAUGGAAGCAAGUUGGCCUGGUCGGUCGUUGAGUUGCCAAUCCAAGACCAGUUGACCAUGAUCAUCGAUCUCGAUGAAGAUGACGAGCGUGCCAAGAAGUCCCCGAACCCUCGCGACAACAAGCACCGAAUCGUUAUCCGCAAGUCUGGUGUGGUACCCAUGCAAGUCCUCGAUGCCUAUCUCCAGGGCAGGACCGAUUAUGAUCCAACCGUCCUCGUGGGCAUCAACUUCUUGGACCAUCUCAUCCGUGAGACUCCGGCCAAGAAGUAUGUUGCCAUCAAGCGUUCUUUCUUCUCUCGCGCGGGCAGCCGUGAGUUGGAAGGAGGUGUGGAGGCCUGGAAAGGCAUAUUCCAGAGCAUCCGUGCUGCUCAGGGAGGUCGAUUGAUCAUGAACGUCGACGUUGCUACCUCCUGCUUCUGGAAGGAGGGCUCUCUCAUAGAGAUUGCCUUGAACGUCACCAGAGUCCAUACCAUCGAUAUGUUGGUAAACGGACUUGCGCAGCAAGGCUUCAGGGGUCCCCUUGCGAAAACUCUCAAGCGCCUGAGGAAGGUCCAGUUCUUCUGCCAGCAUCGGUCGAGGGAUCAGAACGAAAAGACCCGCAAGACGUACACCGUCGAGGGCUACGAAGAGAAGUCGGCGAGGGAUUACAAGUUUGAGUUGCAGCGUCGCGACGCGGACGGCAACACACAGACUCAGGAGAUCUCCGUCCAGCAGUACUACUUGAAGAAUUACAACAUCAAACUCAAGUACCCCGGCCUCCCUCUGGUCCGCACCAGGAAGAAGAACGAGUUCUACCCCAUGGAGCUCUGUUAUGUCGCACCUGCGCAGCGCUAUCCAUACAAACUGAACGAGAAGCAGACUGCCGACAUGAUCAAGUUUACUGUUCAGCGUCCCCCGGACCGUAUCAAUUCGAUCAAGAGCAACGUGAUUGCGCUCGAUUGGCCCAAGGAUCCUGUUCUAAACGACUACGGUUUGAAGAUUGAUACGAACAUGAUCAAGGCGCAGGCUCGCAUUCUGCCUGCCCCUCAGAUCCAGUACGGAGCUGGUUCUCAGGAUGCCAAGUUCAUCCCGAAGGACGGUCGUUGGGACCUACGUGGAAAGAGGUUCGCUGACUGGGGCCCUAUCGCUGCGACCAACGGUGGAGGCUUGAAGGCUUGGGGAGUCAUGGUCUUUGGCAGUCCUCGCUACGUUCCCGAGAGCGGCGUCAAGGCCUUCUUCCGUGAGUUGAUCAAGGCGAUCAACAACCACGGCGGUCACGUCGUCAACAAGGAUCCCACGGUCAUGUACGCCGAUGCCUCCAAGGCGGUAGGAAAUAACCUCUUCGAAAUAUACAAGAAGGCUGGGAACAAGUAUAACAUGAAGCCCCAGAUCCUCUUCUUCGUGUUGACUUCCAAGUCGCCACAGCCAUACGGCGACAUCAAGGCUUACUGCGACAUUCAGCUCGGCGUCCCUUCGCAGUGCUUGCAGUCGAGGCACGUUGAGCAGGCAAAGGGACAGUAUUGCUCCAACGUCUGCAUGAAGAUCAACGCCAAGAUGGGUGGAUACUCGUGCGAUCUCGUUGCGACUUGCCAUCCCCUCGCCAAGGGCCCGGCCACCAUGCUGCUCGGAGCGGAUGUUUCCCACUCGUCGCCAGCAAACCCGGUCGGUUCCUACGCUUCCAUGGUUGGAUCGACAAACCUGCAGGGUACCCGAUUCGCCGCGAUCGCCAAUACCAACGGCAACCAGUCGGAGAUGAUCUCGGCGAAGAACAUCUUCAGGUUCAUCACGACCCUUCUGCGAGCUUUUCAUACCAAUACGCACAAGAAGCCGGAACGUAUCCUGUACUUCCGUGACGGAGUCUCUGACGGACAGUACGACCAGGUCGUUUGUAUGGAGGUCGAGGCCAUCAAGCGGGCUUGCAAGAAGAUGGACAUAAACUACAAUCCCAAGUUCACGGUCAUCAUCUGUUCGAAGCGCCAUCACUUCCGCUUCUUCCCGACCGACAAGCAUGCCGCUGACAGGAACAACAACCCUGUCCCGGGUACCAUCAUCGAGCGUGAUAUCACUCACGUCGAUCAGUAUGACUUCUACCUGAACUCUCAUACUGCCAUUCAAGGAACCGCUCGCCCCGUCCACUACCAGGUGAUCUACGACGAGAACCAGGUUCCCGUCGACUCGCUCCAGUCGCUCAUCUACAACACGUGCUACACGUACAUCCGUGCCACUUGUUCCGUCUCGUUGAUUCCGGUCACCUACUACGCUCACGUUGCUUCGGCUCGUGCCCGCGUUCACGAGAACGAGACCGAGGAUCAUCUUUCCUCUCAGCCGACUCCCGAAGAUCCUCGUGAGGCCGCUAGAUUGGAAGCUAUCAAGAUGGGAUUGCCUGCGUCACUCCGGGCUAUCCACAAAGACAUGACGAACAAGAUGUGGUACAUCUAA